Chenopodium quinoa (quinoa) is the source of this 3988-nucleotide messenger RNA. RefSeq names its product exocyst complex component EXO70B1-like. The transcript has a single exon. The record is from RefSeq and is a predicted model, not a curated record. Gene Ontology annotation, molecular function: phosphatidylinositol-4,5-bisphosphate binding. Bases 613 to 2850 code for a protein of 745 amino acids. NCBI's taxonomy places the organism in Eukaryota, Viridiplantae, Streptophyta, Magnoliopsida, Caryophyllales, Amaranthaceae. Gene Ontology annotation, cellular component: exocyst. Gene Ontology annotation, biological process: exocytosis.
ACUAUUUGCAAAAAUAAAUAGAGAGGAUAUUAUACUCGUAAUACACUUUUAUGGAAUCUUAUUUGAUUCGUCUCGAUAUAUGGAGUAAUCCGAUAAUCCGUAUCAUAUUACAGCAUAUACAUACUUACAAGAAAGAAAUAAAAAAAUGUCUGCAACACAGCGGUAGAAGCGGGGGAAGAAAGGAGGUCGUGAAGAGCACAAAAUGCAAGAAGAUUGAAAUGUUCAUUACCUUCCCUCCCAUUCCCAACGAUACGUCAACUGUCAACUGCCACCUUCCUAACACCUCUCCCUUCCAUUUUUCUCUCUUUCUUCUAAAAAUAAACUAUUUCCUUUAUUUUCCAUCCACCACUUCUUACCCAUUUUCAUCUUUAAAUUAAACAUAAUCGUUACACCUCAUAUUAUUUUAUUAAAAAAAAUUUAAAAAAAUAUAUACAAAACAAAAAUCUAAAAAAAUAAAACAUUAACGAAUCAAAUUUUGUUCUGUUUCCUCCAUUCCCGCUAUGAUCCUUCUUUCUAUGUUUCCUUCCUUAUUCCAUUUCCUCUUCUAAUCAUUAUUCGAUAAAAACACCUUAUUUUCAUUUAACUCCCCAAAAAAAUCCCGUAAAAAAAAAAAUGGCAAAUAAUCAUCCUGUGAAAUGCUUGAGUUUUGAUUCAAGAUUUCAGGAUGAUAACAAGAGCAAAGAUGAGAAAGAUAUUGGCAAAUCCUACAGUUUCGUGGCACGAGUCGGUUCAGAUUUUAAUAAUGAUAGUCAUGAUUAUAAAUCACGUCAGCCUCUAACAAUUCAUGAAGGUGAUGAAGAAGCAGAGAAUGAGCAGCAAAACGAGGAGGUGGCAGAGGAGGAGGAAAAGGAAUUCACACUUGAUCAGCUUUCUGAAGACAUUGAUCAGUUUGUUCUUUCGCUGUCCUCGGCUUCGAAUGAUGAUGAUGAUCCCCCUGAAAUCUCUAAGGCGGUGGCCAUGUUUGUAAAGAAGGUUGAAGCCAAGAUCGAGGAAUAUGAGUCCACUGCUCAGGAUUCGAUUGUUUUUGGCCGCGAUGUUGAGGGCGAUGCUUCUUUUGUAGCAGCUGUUAACAGAUUGUCACGCCUAAUGGAGGCGAUUCAUGGGUUGAAAUCGAGUUACAUGAUGCCGUUGUUGAAUCAGACCAGCUCCGUCCUGCACCGUGCAAUGGUGUUCUUAGAGGAGGAGCUGCGUCUGAUUCUGGAAGAACCCGUGUGCCAGAAUUCGAACAAUGCUGCAGAUUCUUCGAAUUCUAAGCUCACGGAUUCUUCGUUGAAGAGCCUCAAAGGGAGGCUGCAAUCUUUUGCUUCGUCUGCCCAUCCACAUGAUCAUCACCAAGAUGAGGGAUCAGGGGAAGGGGGAGACUCCUGCGAGGUGCAGGAGGGUGGUGAUCCAGAGUCGGAAGAACAACAAGAAGGGAAGGAAACGACAAGUACCUUCCCUUUCUUUUCUUCCGACUCUGUAUCAAGCAUCCGUCUCAUAGCCAAUGCAAUGAUCAUUGCAGGCUAUGAGACGGAAUGCUGCAAUGUCUUCCUCAUCGCGAGGAGGCACGCCUUUGAAGAGGAGUUGAAGAGGCAAGGUUUGGACAAGAUUAGCACAGAUGAUGUGCAAAAGAUGAAUUGGGAGCCUCUUGAAGGGGAGAUUUCAACAUGGAUUCGCGUCUUUAAGCAUUGCACCUCUACCCUUCUCUUAGGGGAGCAAACAUUUUACGAGUCAGUUUUUCCUGAUCGCGUACGCACUAGCCAAUUCCUUUACAGCGACCUCUCCUACGCUAUCCUCUACAUCCUUGUUAACUUUGCGGAGGCUGUUGCAUUGACCAAACGUGCCACGGAGAAAUUGUUCAAAUUUCUUGACAUGUAUGAGACUCUACGUGACACGGUCCCUUGGGUCGAAACUAAAACACCCAUGUAUUCCUCAGAGGAGUCCAUGAAGGAGUUGAAGUCGGAGUUAUGGUUUGCAAAGAGUAGGCUAGGGGAGGCUGCGGUGUCCAUCUUUUGUCAAUUCGAAAACUCAAUCAAAGGCGACAACACAAAGACUCCGGUGGCUAGUGGAGCCGUCCAUCCCUUAACAAGGUACACCAUGAAUUACUUUAAAUACGCUUGUGAGUACAAAGAUACAUUAGAACAAGUCUUCCAACAACAUUUGAGAACAGAGCAAACAGAGGAAUUCUCUGCCAUUGAUCACUCAUCCUCAUCCGAACAACAACGCAAGGUAGUAGAACAACAACAACAACAACAGCAUCCACAUCAACAAGAAGAGAAGCAUUCACCAUUCGCCUCGCAACUGAUGACCAUCAUGGAUUUACUAGACUCGUACCUCGAGUCUAAAUCCAAGUUAUACAAGGACUUAUCCUUAAGGUACAUUUUCCUAAUGAACAAUGGUAGAUACAUGCUUCAAAAGGUCAAAGGAUCGGCCGAGAUUCACCAAGUGGUAGGGGAUAACUGGUGUAGGAGACGAUCCUCAGAUGUUAGGCACUACCAUAAGAGCUACCAAAGGGAGACUUGGAGCCGAGUGUUACAAUGUCUAAACCAAGAAGGGUUACAAGUCAAUGGUAAAAUACACAAGCCUAUACUUAAAGAACGGUUCAAAAACUUUAAUCAGUUAUUUGAUGAGAUUCACAGGACUCAGAGUACAUGGGUUGUAAGCGACGAGCAGCUUCAAUCGGAGCUUCGAGUAUCGAUUUCUGCUGUUAUGAUUCCGGCUUACCGGUCCUUCGUAGCGAGGUUUGGACAGAUUUUUACUCCUGGAAGACAGGUUGAGAAGUAUAUCAAGUUUCAACCAGAUGACAUUGAGACAAUCAUUGAGGAGUUGUUUGAUGGAAAUCCUAGUUCCAUUGCUAGGAGAAAAAUAUAGGAGCAGAUCAUAAUUUAUUCAUAUAUAUGAAUUAUUACAAUGUAGGAAAAAGAAUUUGGGUGUGUUUUAUUUGUGUUACAUUACAUACUCAUUAGUGUAUUUUAAUCUUCUGUAAUUUUUUUUCUUUUGUAAUUUGUGUUGGAUAGUACUGUAUUUUAAUUUAUUUUUUUUCUUUUCCCUCCUUUUAGUUAACUUAACAGGAUUUGAUUCAGAAUAUUAAUUGCUUAGGAUUGAUGAUUCUUCAUGGAAUAUUAAAUAGGGGCGGAUCUAUUAAGGGGCAUGGGAGCCCGGCCAAUUUUUAUUUAUUUAGGUGAAGGUAUAAAUUUAUAAAUUAAAUACAAUUUUAAUGCAUUAAGUAACGAUAAAUUAGCUUUGUCAUAGUGAUAAAUUGGUAAUGCAUUAAGUUUGUGCUUAAAGUCUUAGCUUCAAAUCCUCAUACAAGCAUUAGGGUAAUUUUUCAGGUUGUUUAUUUUAUUAGGCCUUACUUAUGGAGCACUAAACCUUUACUUAGUUCAUAAGUUGGAAUGUGAGAUCAUUGGCUCAAUGGAAAUAAUGCUCAAGUGGGAUCAUUGGCUUAAUGGUUAUUAUUUUUUUUUUCUUAAUUGAUGUUAAAUUUAUCUAUUUUUAAAUAUCUAAUUUUCAAUGUGUACACUGCACACAAAUAAUAAAGAAUUAACUAUAAAAACUAAUUACGUUUAACUGACUAUUUUAUCUCUUGAAAUAUAACUAUAUUUAUACGUCAAUAUUUAGAAAAACACUUUGUUUUUUUUUUUUUGAUCCGAGAGAGGAGAGGCGAAGCUCCAAAAAGAAAACAAACAAAGAGCUAAAACAGAAAAAUAAAGCAAAAAAGAAAACAGAAUCUCAUUUGAGAGUGCAAGUUUAACGCGUAACUAAACGAGGCCUAGCUACUCCUCUUGCAUCCUCAUCCAAGUUUAAAGGAAUGAAAUUAACAAUACUAAAGAUAGAGUCUUGCAAAACUCCACGGUUGGCCAACCAAUUCGCCACUCUAUUUCCUUCUCUAAAGAUAUGAGCCACUUUCACAGUCCAAUUGUCAUUUCGAAGCAUAUUCAAACACUCUUUGAUCUCCUGUAUAUUCUCCCCUCCACUAGCUUCUCCCUUUUGCAGAAUUUGAACACAA